Molecule: messenger RNA, 1326 nt
Organism: Fusarium tjaetaba
Lineage: Eukaryota; Fungi; Ascomycota; Sordariomycetes; Hypocreales; Nectriaceae
Exons: 3
Coding region: 1-1326 (441 amino acids)
Source: RefSeq, a predicted model, not a curated record
AUGUCAAAUACUCGCGUUGCAAUCGACCCCAAUGGCGACACUCUAGUCAUCCUUGCAACCAAGCAGGACCCUCCUCCCUCCAAAGAACCCACCGAACCUGCUGGCACUACCGAGUCACCAACAUUCAUCGAGAAACAAUUUCUCUGCUCACAGAAGCACCUGACACUUGCAUCGCGUCGUGCUUCCAAGCUUUUCUCAAGCACCUUCAAAGAAGCUUCAAAACAAGACGAUGGUCUUUAUCAUUGGAACUUUGGGGAUGUUUUUGAUAUGCAAGCCUUUGAAUUGGUCUUAAGAAUUAUACACGGAAAAGCCCGCGGAGUUCCUCUAAGUGUCGAAUUAGAUCUUCUAUCAAAAAUCGCCUCUAUUGUUGAUGAUCUAGAGUGCUAUGAUGCACUUUCGUUCUGCACUGAGAUGUGGCUUUUGACAUACCGUGUGCGCUUUGCUACACUACCCGAAAGAAUGGAUAAGUCACUGGCACAGCUUAUUCUCGUUUCUUUUGUGUUCGCGGAUAAAGACCUCUUUCAAAGGUGUAUACAACGAGCUGCUCGGUAUACCUGCCAGGGCAUGCCUACAUUUGAUCUACCAAUCCGCGCAGAUAUUCCAAGGUGCAUUGAAAAAAGCAGAACAGAGGUCCUGCAGUACCUAAUUGAUGGAUUAUAUGAGAUUCACGAUGACCUUCUUCAGCGGAAGGUGGGAUGUAGUGAAGGUUGUAGAGCUUUGCUCCUAGGAUCUUUGCUACAAGUCAUGAUAGCAAACUGCCUAUACCCACGACCCGAAUCUCCCUUUUACUCCCUGAGACUCGACUCUAUUAUCAGUUCUCUGCGCGACAUGCAGCCAUUGAUCUAUUACAGUUCGGUAACAGGGAGCCUCGCAGGAAAACAUUCACAUGAAUGGCUACUACAUGAGCAGCCUACAUCGUUACCUGCUUCCCAGUCGAAUACUGCUACUACUCAACCAAUUUCAAGCCCUUUUGGGUCUGGUCUCUCUGGUUUCGGUGCCGCCGCUACCGCUCGAAACACCUCUGACCCACGUCCAUUUGGUGCUCCUAUAGCUGACUCUAGGCCUUUCGGCACUUCAUCAACUACGCCCCCAACAACCGGUGGACCUUUUAGUAGAAUGAGAGCACCGCAGCCUACGUCUACCCCCGCAGCUCCUUCUGGGGAAAUUUUUGGGGGAAGGGCCGUGCCUCAAACAAGCGAUCCGUGUAGUUCAGCUCAUGAUAAGAACGAAGAGGUGCCCAAGAAGCUUGUUCAACACAGCUGUUCUUUAAAGAGUUUCAUCGAUCCUUUGUUGGUUAUAGCAGAGACCUGCUAUUUUAAGCCUUAG